AUGCAACCUAGGCGUGUAUUUGGGACUUUGCCCCAAUUGGAUAACCCUGAACAUGAUCAUGUCAUGGAGCUGACAUCUCCUAUGCAAGGCAUGGAACAGGGACAUCAGGAAGGAGUAGGAAUUACCCCUUCUAAACAGGCUGACCAACCAGAUAUGGAAUCAUUUCAACUUGCCACAGCUAGGAUCCUAGACCCUAGGCAUGAGAAUCCAGGGAAUAACACACCCUUGGAGGACCCUGCCACCAGGGAAAAGGAAACCCCUUUGGUAGAUGAGGCAACCAGGAAUAAGACAGUGAAGGAUUUUAUUGAAGACUUCUUUGCCAAAUUCCCUGAGGAAACUCAACCACCAAAAACUGAGGCAAACAGGAAACGGAUUACUAAUGACCACCUUACAAGUACCCAAAAGGUCUAUGGAUUCUUAAUGGAACUAGUAAUGGGAGUCAAAAGGUUGGAGAAACAUAUUGACAACCAUCUAAAGAUGGAACAGGAAAUGCUGGAUCAAGGUAUUUCUCAGGAAGUGAUUGAUCAAUUGGAUAAAAUACUUCCCUUGUCUUCCCUCUGGGAGGCUGAGAACUACAGUGAAUCCAAUUCCAAUAAAUCAGGGUCUACUGAAAUCCAAUGUGAGGUGUGUGGGAGAACAAACCACUCUACUGAAGAACAUAGGAAAUCACGUGACCCUAGGGCAAAGGGCAAUAAAGGGUCUGACAAGCGGAAAGAUAAGGGUCCUGGCAACCCAGGGUAUAAAGGAAGGCAUCCCAUGCCUGGGAAGUCAUCUCAAACCACCACUGGCACCACUACUUUCUUAUCCAUCCCCAUUACCAAGACAUCAUGCCUGCCAUCAGAACAGAGACCAGGAUCUCCAAGGCCACUGGAGAUGCCACCUCUUACCACCUUGACAGAUCCAGUGAGCACAGGACUGAGUUCCCUUGGUCCCAGGACAACCUGGAUCAAUGGGCACCCCCAGAUCCAUCCAUGGGCUGGGACAUGGGGAAUGAUCAACCCCCUAUCACCAACAUCUAUGACUGGCAUAAGGUCAUCACAAGAUGUGACUCCUUCCAAUGAUCCAAGGCUUAUGCCAAACUACUUGAUCCCUCAGCAACCCUUGAUUACAUACCAAUGGGUCAACAAUGGAAAUGCUACUGGAUUGGAAGAACCCUACGCUGUCCAACCAGGGGAUACCUCCGCUGGGUUGGCAGUGAGCCACCAAAACAACCCAAACUAA
Messenger RNA from Rhizoctonia solani, 1221 nucleotides. RefSeq lists its product as uncharacterized. Bases 1 to 1221 code for a protein of 406 amino acids. NCBI's taxonomy places the organism in Eukaryota, Fungi, Basidiomycota, Agaricomycetes, Cantharellales, Ceratobasidiaceae. The transcript has a single exon. The record is from RefSeq and is a predicted model, not a curated record.